Messenger RNA from Kluyveromyces lactis, 1725 nucleotides. It is a transcript of the gene MOT2, whose product is annotated as CCR4-NOT core ubiquitin-protein ligase subunit MOT2. NCBI's taxonomy places the organism in Eukaryota, Fungi, Ascomycota, Saccharomycetes, Saccharomycetales, Saccharomycetaceae. Gene Ontology annotation, cellular component: CCR4-NOT complex. Gene Ontology annotation, biological process: protein ubiquitination. Bases 1 to 1725 code for a protein of 574 amino acids. The record is from RefSeq and is a predicted model, not a curated record. Gene Ontology annotation, molecular function: ubiquitin-protein transferase activity; metal ion binding; RNA binding. The transcript has a single exon.
AUGAAUGCCACGGCUACGGAAAAUCCGCAUGUUCAUCAGAAUCAGCAUGAGAUUCAGAAAGCUUUAUCAAAUUACGAUACGUCCUUCUUAUCGGAUGACGAAGAGGACUUGUGUCCACUUUGUAUAGAACCACUCGAUGUUAUGGAUAAGCAUUUCAAGCCUUGUCCUUGUGGAUAUCAGAUUUGUCAGUUUUGUUAUAACAAUAUUCGUCAAAAUCCUGAGCUUAAUGGUCGAUGUCCGGCUUGUCGUCGAAAGUACGACGAUGAAAGCGUCGAGUACAUCGUUCUUUCUCCAGAAGAGUUGAAAAUGGAACGUUCCAAGCAGGCCAGAAAAGAACGUGAUCGUAAGCAAAGGGAGCGUGAACGUAGAGAAAAUGACACUCAUAAUAGGAAACAGCUUGCUGGUAUGAGGGUCAUUCAGAAGAAUUUGGUUUACGUUAUUGGGUUGAAUCCACCUUACCCUUACGAAGAACUUCCAUCCAUCUUGAGAUCGGACAAGUAUUUUGGCCAGUAUGGAAAAAUUAACAAGAUCGUCAUCAAUAAGAAGACUGGACACGAGCACCAUUCUGUUUCAAAUUCAUCGAGUCAUAUAAAUUCAGGUUACGGUAUUUACGUUACUUUUUCCAGAAAAGACGAUGCAGCAAAAUGUAUUCAAGCCAUAGAUGGUAUCUAUAUUGAUGGACAUCAAGUGAAAGCAGCAUAUGGUACAACAAAGUACUGCUCCUCGUAUUUGAGGGGACAACCAUGUCCAAAUCCGAACUGUAUGUUUUUACAUGAACCAGGGGAAGAAGCGGAUGCUUUCAACAAUGCCAGGAAGGAACAUGCCCAUCACUCACAUGCACCACCUACACUUGCUAAACCGUCUACAAGUGCAAGCUCUACGCCAAAGCUUGCUCAUGCUUCAUUGAGAACAGAUGACUCUACUGUGCCAGCAGCUGCAACUUCAAGCUCGAAGCAAACCGCUCCUGUGCUAACACCAGCUCCAGUUCCAUCUGGUUCAAACCCAUGGGGUAUAUCUCAAGCACCCACACCAGUUUCUACUAUUUUCAACAAGACUUCUACUUCUACCACUUUCCCUACGUUGUCAAGCUCCUUGGGGGAAACUCUGAACAGUCCAGGUCCAGGCACUCCUACGACCACUGGAUCUGCCCCAACAGCAAACUCUUCUUCUAACGUAAGUUCGAAGAAGAAGGGCGAAAAGACAUACGAGGAUCCUUACGAUCCAAUGGCAACAUGUGUUAAGUUCCUAGAUCAAACUUUUAAGUUUUUAUCAGAUAUUCCUGAAAGAAGCUACACAUUCAACUCCAACUUAUUGGAUGACGAAACAUAUCAAAGUUACCCAUCACUUUUUUCAUUUGAGAAGAUUGGAUGUAGUGAGCAAUCUGAAGGUGUCUUGGGUGCCAAACUAUGUGAUUUGCUUACUAUAAAACCUGUGGACCACAUGUCCUCUCUUCUGCCAUUCAUUCAAAACAAGGCUACACCUACCAUGUUACCACCGGGAAUUGCUGUCCAGCAACCACAAUUAGUACAACAGCAGAAGCAGCAGCUACAGCAACAGCAAUUACAGCAACAGCAACAACAGCUUUCACUGCAAAUGCAACUACAAGCCCAACAAGGCAUGGCGCAGCAAGGCAUGGCGCAGCAAGUUAUGAGCCAGCCACAAAGCAAUUCUUCCGAUCUACUAAAUCAAUUAAUUCACGGUAAGAAACAGACUGCUGCCGUAUAA